GUUCAUGCUGUACAAGCUGCCGGAGGACCCAAGCUCUGAGGACAGCCUCCUGCAGCAGGGCCUGGCUUACAUGUACCUCAUCCCUGACAGCAGCCAGCAGUCCACACCGCGGCAUCGCAGCAACAGCGACUGGCUGCUUAGCAACCGCAGCAUUGGAAAUGUGAACUCCAUGGCCGGCACCACACUCUCCAGCCUGUACCAGCAGCCAGGAGAUGAUGAGGUGAAUAAGAGCAUGGCGGGCACCACACUCUCCAGCCUGUACCAGCAGCCUGGAGAUGAUGAGGUGAAUAAGAGCAUGGCCGGCACCACACUCUCCAGCCUGUACCAGCAGCCUGNGCAGGCUGCUUACCUAGGCAGGCUGCUUACCUAG
Molecule: messenger RNA, 370 nt
Organism: Hyalella azteca
Lineage: Eukaryota; Metazoa; Arthropoda; Malacostraca; Amphipoda; Hyalellidae
Product: plancitoxin-1
Biological process (GO): DNA metabolic process
Molecular function (GO): deoxyribonuclease II activity
Source: RefSeq, a predicted model, not a curated record